CAAAGUCUAAUCUUUAUAAACUUGAACCAUCUUUACAUCCACCAAAUUAAAGCGAAAGACUACCUUUUUUGUUCUUCCUUCAAAGAUAUGUCUAAGCCAAAUGUAAGAAGAUCAUAUGCAAUAGAGAAACACAGCAGCAGCAGUAGUAGUAGCUCAAAAGAAAGAGAGAAACCAAGCAAGAAUUAUAACUUAUUUUAUUUAUCCAAACACUUGAAGAAAGUUUACCCAAUAGAACUUCAUAAAACUAAUUCCCUUUCUUCUCUUUCGUUAUCUCUAUCUCAAACUUCAGAUAAUCAGAAUUUCUCUUCGACCUUUCAAAGAACUGAAGUUCCAAAAGCCAUUAAAAGUGUUUUUCCACAAGUGAGUCGUGCUCUAAAUUAUCAUAGUCAUGAGAAAGAGCUUAUGAGGUGCAGCUGGAUAACUAGUAGCAGUGAUAAGGUUUAUGUGCAGUUCCAUGAUGAAUGCUGGGGUGUUCCAGUCUAUGAUGACCAUCGAUUGUUCGAGCUACUUUCAUUGGCUGGACUGCUGAUGGACUUCAAUUGGACUGAAAUUUUAAAGAGAAGGGAACUAAUAAGAGAAUGUUUUGCUGGAUUCAAUGCGAAGCAAGUGGCAAAAAUAGGGGAGAAGGAGAUUAAAGAAUUAGUCUCGAGUGCAUCCCUCAUGUUAGCAGAAAAUAGAGUUAGAUCAAUAGUUGACAACGCCAAAUGCAUAGUCAAGAUUGGGAAGGAGUUUGGAUCUUUCAGCUGCUACAUGUGGAACCAUAUGAAUUAUAAACCAAUAAUUAACAGAUUUAGAAAUGCAAGAAACGUUCCACUGAGAACACCAAAAGCAGAAGGCAUUAGCAAAGAUUUGGUGAAGCGAGGAUUCCGACUUGUUGGUCCAGUGAUCGUAAAUUCAUUCAUGCAAGCUGCAGGAAUGACAAUUGAUCAUCUGCUUUAUUGUUUUAGACACAAAGAAUGUGUAAAUCUUGCUGAAAGACCUUGGAGACAUGUCUGAAACAUUUCAGUCAUAUUUAUAAUUCUCUUCAUUGUUUUUUACGGAAAAGAUUAAAUAAGUUUUUAAUACACCUCUCACUUUAUUUUUUA
This is a messenger RNA of Nicotiana tabacum (common tobacco), 1085 nucleotides long. RefSeq lists its product as uncharacterized. Gene Ontology annotation, biological process: base-excision repair. The record is from RefSeq and is a predicted model, not a curated record. Lineage: Eukaryota; Viridiplantae; Streptophyta; Magnoliopsida; Solanales; Solanaceae. Gene Ontology annotation, molecular function: DNA-3-methyladenine glycosylase activity.